GGAGGCGGUGGCGGCAAGAUGGCGGCGGCUGGAGCGGGGGGUGGGCCGGGCCGCCCUGUCGCUGCUCGGACAUGAACCCGGGUCACCUCCGCUGCCAGCCUGGUGUCACCCUGGCCGCAGCAUGGAGCGCUGGGCCUGUCCUCGCCCAUCCGGCUCCACCGAGCAGCCGUUGCCUCAGCCCGUGGAGCGCUCAGGGGCCGCCCGUGCCCUGUAGCCCCCCCUGGCCGGUGCGGAGCUGUGCCCGUGGGCAUGGAGAGGAUGAGCUGGCUCAGCAGGUUGCACCCCCGGGCAGCGGGGCACAGGGCCAGCCGCGGCGCCAGUCUGCAGAGCCCCGUGACGGCUGACCCCGAGACCUGCCUCAUGGUCUUCAAGAACCACUGGUGCCAGGUACUGAGGAUCCUGGAGACGCGGGGCCCCAGGCCGGGCCCGGGCACGGCGGACGACGCGAGCGCCGUGCGGAACAACACCUACCAGAUGCUGACGCUGCUGGCGGAGGAGCGGGCGGGCGCCGGGGCGGGCGCGGGGCCCAUCCUGCAGCUGGUGCUGACGGAGAAUCUGCUCGAGCGCCUCCUGCACUGGCACCUGCAGCGGGACAGCGGCGAGGAGCAGCGGGCGGAGCAGCUGAAGCUCUACGAGAUGCUGAUCAGCCAGAGCCACCAGCCCCUGCUGCGCCACCCGCCCGUGCGGCGCCCGCUGCUCCACCUGCUGAGCCUGUGCGCCGAGCCGGCCUCGCCCGCCCUGCAGACCAGCCUGGUGCUGCUGCUCAACCAGCUCUGCGGCUGCGUGGCCAAGGAACCGGCGCUCCUGGAGCUCUUCUUCCACCGGCCCACGGAGCAGGGCCCCGGCGACCUGCUGCUCUUCUCCCUGCUUGUCCCCUUCAUCCACCACGAGGGGCCCACGGGGCAGCAGGCCCGCGACGCCCUGCUGCUGCUCCUGGCCAUGGCCGCCAGCAACCACGCCGUGGCCACCUACAUCACCGGCAGCUCCUACUUCUGCCCGGUCCUCGCCACGGGCCUCAGCGCCCUCUACUCCUCGCUGCCCCGCAAGAUCGAGGUGCGGGCGGACGACUGGCACUGCCUGCGCCGCGAGGACUGGAUGGGGGUGCCUGCCCUCGUCCUCUUCAUGAACUCGCUGGAGUUCUGCAACGCCGUCAUCCAGGUUGCCCACCCGCUGGUGCAGAAGCAGCUGGUGGAUUACGUCCACAACGGCUUCCUGGUGCCCGUGAUGGGCCCAGCCCUGCACAAGACGGCGGUGGAGGAGCUGAUGGCCAGCACGGCGUACCUGGAGCUGUUCCUGCGCAGCGUCAGCGACCCGGCCCUGCUCCAAACCUUCCUGCGCUUCAUCCUGCUUCACCGGCAUGACCACAGCACCAUCCUCGACACGCUCGUCGCCCGCAUCGCUGCCAACUCCCGGCUCUGCAUGGUGUCUCUGAGUCUCUUCCGCACGCUGCUGAACCUGAACUGCGAGGACGUGAUGCUGCAGCUGGUACUCAGGUACCUGAUCCCCUGCAGCCACGUCAUGCUGAGCCAGAGGCGGGCGGUGAAGGACCUGGACAUCUACGGCAAGACGGCCGCCAAGUUCCUGUCGCUGAUCCCGCGCUGCUGCCGGGCCGAGAGCCUGCCCGCGCCCGACCGGGAGGAGCACGCCACCUGGGCCAAAGCCCACGGGAGCCCCACCGUGGACACCUCCUCCGUGGUCACCGUGCCCAAGCCCUCCACGCCCUCCCGCCUCGCCUUCUUCAUGCGCCAGCAGAGCUGCAGCUCGGAGGCGGGGAGCCCGGCGCCCCGCUCGCCCGGCCUGGCCACGCCCAGCGGGAGCCCCUCCCACCGCCCGGCCCGGUGGGAAGAGGUGGCGGAGCUGGACGGGAACUACCUGGAGUACUUGCGGGACGCUCAGCUCAGCGUGGAGCAGUGCGUGCUGGCCUGCCGCGUCUGGUCAGCCCCCUACGAUGGGGAGCAGCCUAGCGCCGGCCCCCCCGGCCCCGCCACCCCGCGCACUAAGAAGAGGGGCCUGCCAGAGGAGGGCGGGGGGCCGGCCGGGGCCCCCAGCAGCAGUGAGCCUAGCGCUGGCCCCCCCGUGCCCAACGUUGAGGACUCGGCCCCCCUCCUGAACGGGGCCCCCGGGGCGGAGCCGAGCCGGCCCAGCAGGCCGGACGGGAACGUGGUGGUGAAGAAGGUGCGCCGGGGCACCCCCUUCACCUGCUCGGAGCGGGAGCUGAGGGGGCUCAAGGCCCAGGCGGAGAACGGCUCCCCCACCAGCCCGGCCCCGGCCCCGGCCUGGGAGCAGCCGUCCGUGGACUCCCUGAUCGACGAGCUGCUGGCCCGGGCGCCCAGCGAGCCCAACGGCUCCAGCCUGAGCAUCGAGAGCUUCUCGCGGGAGCUGCGGGAGCUGGAGGCUGAACUGCAGAGUGGGGCUGGGCAGCCCCCCGCCUCGCCCGCCGGGCCCCUCUCCCGGGAGGAGGAGGAGGAGGCUGACGAGAGGUUUGCUGAGCGCCCGGCUCCCCUCGUCUCUGGGGGGGCCCCAGUGCAGCCCCGGCCACCGGAGCCCCUGGCCCAGCUUGUCAGCAGCCCCCUGCGCACUCCGGGGCAGCCGCCCAGCCAUCCCUUCACAGGUCCCUUCGUGGCCGUGCUGCUGGCGAAGCUGGAGAACAUGGUGCAGAACUCGCUGUACGUCAACGUGCUGCUGACGGGGCUGGUGGCGCGACUCGCCUGCUACCCGCAGCCCCUGCUCCGUUCUUUCCUGCUCAACACCAACAUGGUCUUCCAGCCCAGCGUCAAGUCCCUGCUGCAGGUCCUGGGCUCGGUGAAGAACAAGAUCGAGAGCUUUGCCGCCAGACAGGACGACUUCCCCGCCCUGCUCUUCAAAGCCCGCAAGUACCUGCUCGCCCGCGGCCAGCUGGACUGGGCCGACGCCCCCAACGCCGCGCCGGCCCUGCGCCGCUCGGAGACGCUGGUGAAGAGCCGCAAGCCGUCCAUCGGGGAGCUGAUCCUGCGACACGCCAACAGCCCGACGCGGGCGCGGCAGGCGGCCCAGCUGGCGCUGCAGCAGGUGCGGGAGGCGCCGGCCGGCGCAGAGAAGCAGAGCGAGGCGCUGCGGGUGAGGAACGCCGUGUACUGCGCCGUCAUCUUCAGCGAGUUCCUCAAGGAGCUGGCGGCCAUCGCCCAGGCCCACGCGGUCACCUCGCCCUUCCUGCUGGAGCCCGAGGAGUGAGGGUGCCCGCCGGCCCCGGCGCCCGCCGGCCGGGACUCGCCGUUUUAACCUGCCCUCAGGACACGGACCUUAAUUUAUUGGGGGGGCGGGGGGGCUGCACUGCGGAUAAAGGAGAGU
Molecule: messenger RNA, 3327 nt
Organism: Malaclemys terrapin pileata
Lineage: Eukaryota; Metazoa; Chordata; Testudines; Emydidae
Gene: FHIP1B
Product: FHF complex subunit HOOK interacting protein 1B
Exons: 13
Coding region: 250-3210 (986 amino acids)
Biological process (GO): early endosome to late endosome transport; lysosome organization; endosome organization
Cellular component (GO): FHF complex
Source: RefSeq, a predicted model, not a curated record